AUGGCCAAUCUGCCUUCAAACGUCCAUGUCUCGCAGCAUCCCAGCCUGCUGGCCAAGCUCAGCCAACUGCGGUCCCAAUCCGCCAGUCCCCGAGACGUCAAGUCCUUGAUCCACGAAAUCUCAUUAAUCAUCGCUUGUGAAGCCAUCAGCUCCGCCAUAAAACCAGUCGAUGGCCCCAAGGGCAAAACCCCCCUAGGCUUUGAAUACGCAACCGUCGUCUCUGAGCCCAGUAAUAUCUGCAUAGUCCCAAUCCUGCGGUCUGGCUUAGGCAUGGUUGAAGCUGUACAAACCAUGCUCCCAGCCUCAGUACCCAUCCACCAUCUCGGCAUGUAUCGCGAGCCCUCGACUCUCGACCCUGUCGAAUACUACAACAACCUCCCCCGACAAAACUCCGCCUCUGGCCCCGAAGGCAGCAAGCUCGCCAUCAUUGUCGACCCCGUCAUCGCUACUGGCGGUACGUGCGCCGCGGCCAUCCAGACCUUGCGCGAGUGGGGUGCCAGGAGGAUCCUUGUCUUGUCUGUCCUUGGAGCUGCAGAAGGUGUCCAGAAGGCUGCGGCGGAGUGGCCUGAGGGUACGGAAAUCUGGGUUGCAGGUGUCGACAAGGAAUUGACAGAUGGCGGCAUGUUGAAGCCCGGCCUGGGUGACGUUGGAGACCGCCUGUUUUUGACUAUUGGCAAAUAA
Trichoderma aggressivum f. europaeum is the source of this 681-nucleotide messenger RNA. RefSeq lists its product as uncharacterized. Bases 1 to 681 code for a protein of 226 amino acids. The record is from RefSeq and is a predicted model, not a curated record. The transcript has 3 exons. NCBI's taxonomy places the organism in Eukaryota, Fungi, Ascomycota, Sordariomycetes, Hypocreales, Hypocreaceae.